GAAACCAUAACAUAUAUGCUACCACUAAAUCCUUACCAGAUUAAACAUGGCCCCAUCCUUAACCAUUUCUGUUAUUCUAGGGGUACUGUGGGCCACCAUCCUUCUUUCCUUUGCUACAACUGUGACAGCAGCAUAUCCAUCGCCAUUGGAGUCCGAAGCCAUAGCUCUGCUAGAAAGCAGGUGGUGGAGUAACCAUAGCAGCAAUACUUCACAACGUUGCCAGUGGCCUGGUAUAACCUGCAACACUGCUGAAAGCAUCACCCAAAUUAACUUAUCUGAUGCGCCCAACAUUGAGGUUGGAGAUAGAUUUGGGAAACUCAAUUUCUCUUCAUUUCCAAAUCUUGUCCUUCUUGAUCUUAGUAAUCAUCAACUUAGAGGAAAAAUCCCGCAUCAGAUAGGUGAUCUAUCAGCAUUGAAGUACCUUGACUUGUCUAAUUGUGGUUUAUCUGGUGAGUUACCUCCUUCUUUAGGAAAGCUGACCCAAUUAAAUUUUCUCGACAUUUCCAAUAAUGAUAAUAUUAAUGGUUCCAUCCCUCCACAAUUGGGGAAUCUAGAGAACCUCGUGACUUUAAACUUAAGGCAAUGUGGAAUUGUUGGUCCAAUCCCUUCUGCUUUGGGUCAAUUAAUCAAUCUCCAAUCUCUGAUCCUUUCGGGGAACCAAAUCAAUGGAUCUAUCCCAUUAGAAAUUGGAUAUUUGAGAAAUUUGACUUAUUUGAGUCUCUCCAACAAUAGAAUUGUUGGUCCAAUCCCUUCUGCUUUAGGUCAAUUAACCAGUCUCCAAUCUCUGAUCCUUUGGGGGAACCAAAUCAAUGGAUCUAUCCCAUUAGAAAUUGGAUAUUUGAGAAAUUUGACUUGUUUGGAUCUCUACAACAGUAGACUUGUCGAUUCAAUACCAAUUACUCUGUACCAAUUAACCAAUUUGGAAAUUUUGUACCUUGAUAAUAACCAACUUCAAGGUUCAAUCCCUUCUUGUGUUGGUAGUUUAUCAAAGAUGCAGUACUUAAGCCUUGAUUCUAAUCUAUUAGAAGGUCUUAUUCCCCAAGAAAUUUGUAAUCUAGCAAAUUUAACUUCAUUGUACCUCUCCCAAAACAAAUUGACUGGUUCAAUCCCUUCUUGUAUUGGUAGCUUAUCAAAGAUGCAGUACUUAAGACUUGAUUCUAAUCUAUUAAAAGGUCCUAUUCCCCAAGAAAUUUGUAAUCUAGCAAAUUUAACUUCAUUGUACCUCUCCCAAAACAAAUUGACUGGUUCAAUCCCUUCUUGUAUUGGUAGUUUAUCAAAGAUGCAGUACUCAAGCCUUGCUUCUAAUCUAUUAAAAGGUCCUAUUCCCCAAGAAAUUUGUAAUUUAGCAAAUUUAACUUCAUUGGCCCUCUCCCAAAACAAAUUGAGUGGUUCCAUCCCUUCUUGUGUUGGUAGUUUAUCAAAGAUGCAGUACUUAAGCCUUGGUUCUAAUCUAUUAAAAGGUCCUAUUCCCCAAGAAAUUUGUAAUUUAGCAAAUUUAACUUCAUUGGCCCUCUCCCAAAACAAAUUGAGUGGUUCCAUCCCUUCUUGUGUUGGUAGUUUAUCAAAGAUGCGGUACUUAAGCCUUGAUUCUAAUCUAUUAAAAGGUUCUAUCCCAAAAGAUAUUGGCAAGCUUUUUGAUCUAUCAUAUCUAAACCUUAGCUUCAACCAACUCUCAGGUCCUAUCCCUAUCUUGUAUGCUACUGAUCUCUACAUUGUCGACGCUGGAAAUGGUUGUAACAAGAUUUCUCCCGAUCCAUUUGAAGGCAAUAGUGAUUUAUCACCCUAUAUGUGUCCUACUCCAGUAACCAAAAAAGCCAACAGCAGCAGAAUUCCUUACUAUAUCAAAAUAUUCCUCCCUAUUGCGAUCUUAUUCACAUUCUCCAUUUUAGGAUGUUUGCUAUUUUCACGGUUUAAGCUCAAGAAUAACCAUGUCAGCGUACAACCAACCAAGAAUGGGGAUUUGUGUUCCAUAUGGAACUAUGAUGGAAAGAUAGCAUACGAGGAUAUCGUUGCAGCAACAGAGGAUUUCGACUUCCGAUACUGUAUUGGAGUUGGUGGUUAUGGUAGUGUUUACAAAGCAAAACUCCCUUGUGGUAAAGUAGUUGCUUUGAAGAAACUUCAUCAUUUAGAAGCCGAAAAUCCAACUUUUGACAAGAGUUUCAGGAACGAGAUCAAGUUUCUAUCAGAAAUACGACAUCGAAACAUAGUGAAGCUUCAUGGGUUUUGUCUACACCGACGAUCCAUGUUUUUGAUCUAUGAAUACAUGGAAAAAGGGAGUUUGUUCUGCAACCUAAGGGAUGAAGUGAAUGCUGUGGAAAUGGAUUGGACGAGAAGAGUAGAGAUCAUCAAAGGCAUAGCACAUGCUUUGUCUUACUUGCACCAUGAUUGCUGCCCUCCGAUAGUUCAUCGAGACAUAUCAAGUAACAAUGUUCUUUUAAACUCAAGUUUUGAGGCAUUUGUGGCCGACUUUGGAACAGCUAGAAUGUUGGAUCUUGAUUCAUCCAAUCAGACCAUUAUUGUCGGAACUUGUGGCUACGUAGCUCCAGAACUUGCUUAUACAAUGAUUGUCACCGAAAAAUGCGAUGUUUAUAGUUUUGGAGUGGUAGCACUGGAAACAUUAAUGGGAAAGCAUCCUGAAGAAGUGUUAUCAUGGUUGUCAUCACCAACUUCUUUGGUGAACAUGAAGCUAGUUGAUGUGUUAGACAACCGUUUACCACUUCCAACAAGCCAACUAGUUACACAAAAUCUUGUUCAUGUUGCUACACUGGCAUUCGCUUGCUUAAAUCCACAAACGAAGUCCCGACCAACAAUGAAGGAAGUGUGUGAAGAGUUCCUUUCUCGCCAUACAUCCUUGGGAAUUCCUCUUCGGAUGAUCUCUUUGUUACAACUCAUGAACCGUGAAAUGCAUAUUGGAGGCAAAACUAAAACUUGUGAUGUUUAAAGUCCAUGCGCUUGUUGAUUAGAUAUUGUUUAUCAUGCUCUGAUAAUUUGUUUGUGAACCAUCUCUGGUUUUAUAUAUAUGAUGGAAUGAAUUGCAAUGUUUAAUAAAACUGUUUAUCCAGUUGCUUUAGAAGACAUAAAUUCUGGAAUUUGAUCAAAAUAUUAAGACAUCAUCG
Molecule: messenger RNA, 3116 nt
Organism: Gossypium raimondii (Peruvian cotton)
Lineage: Eukaryota; Viridiplantae; Streptophyta; Magnoliopsida; Malvales; Malvaceae
Product: probable leucine-rich repeat receptor-like protein kinase At1g35710
Exons: 3
Coding region: 47-2941 (964 amino acids)
Biological process (GO): protein phosphorylation; hormone-mediated signaling pathway
Cellular component (GO): plasma membrane
Molecular function (GO): protein binding; ATP binding; protein kinase activity
Source: RefSeq, a predicted model, not a curated record